Messenger RNA from Lates calcarifer (barramundi perch), 2289 nucleotides. It is a transcript of the gene nae1, whose product is annotated as nedd8 activating enzyme E1 subunit 1. The record is from RefSeq and is a predicted model, not a curated record. Gene Ontology annotation, biological process: protein neddylation; DNA damage response; protein ubiquitination. The transcript is spliced from 20 exons. Gene Ontology annotation, cellular component: cytoplasm; nucleus. Gene Ontology annotation, molecular function: NEDD8 activating enzyme activity; ubiquitin activating enzyme activity. The coding region runs from base 84 to 1685 and encodes 533 amino acids. NCBI's taxonomy places the organism in Eukaryota, Metazoa, Chordata, Actinopteri, Centropomidae.
UUUUCACGCCGGCUUCUUUUUGGCGAAUCUGCUUUUCAGGAAGUCAAGAUGCGUCCACAGAUGUCAACCAUUUGAAAGAAACCAUGGCAGCCACCAAAGCCUCUAAAGAACAGAAAUACGACAGGCAGCUUAGGCUGUGGGGCGACCAUGGUCAGGAAACACUGGAGAAUGCACAUGUUUGUCUCAUCAACGCCACAGCAACUGGAACAGAGAUACUGAAGAACCUGGUACUUCCAGGUAUUGGAGCAUUCACCAUAGUUGAUGGACACACAGUCUCUGGGGAAGAUGUUGGAAACAACUUUUUCCUUAGCAACAACAGCAUCGGAAAGAACAGAGCACAGGCUGCCACUGAGCUGCUACAAGAACUCAACAGUGAUGUCUCUGGAAACUUUGUCGAGGAGAGUCCAGAUAAACUGCUGGACAAUGAUCCAGAGUUUUUCCACAGGUUUACCAUAGUUAUUGGUGUCCAGUUGCCAGAAAGCACAUGUUUGAGGCUCGGCUCAGUUCUGUGGAGUGCCUCGGUACCUUUCCUAGUCUGUAAAACCUACGGCCUCAUUGGCUACAUGAGACUAGCGGUGCAGGAGCAUACAGUGAUUGAAUCUCACCCAGACAAUGCCUUAGAGGACCUGAGGUUAGACCAGCCUUUUGGCGAAUUCAAGAACCACAUUCAGUCCUAUGACCUUGACAGCAUGGACAAGAAGGAUCACAGUCACACACCGUGGAUUAUCAUUGUUGCAAAAUAUCUGGAGAAAUGGCUCAGUGAGCACAAUGGUCAGCCCCCUAAAAAUUACAAGGAUAAAGAGGCCUUCAGACAGUUAAUCCGGGAAGGGAUCCUGAAGAAUGAGAAUGGUGUCCCAGAGGAUGAAGAAAACUUUGAGGAAGCUAUUAAGAAUGUUAAUACUGCUUUAAAUCCAACCAAGGUUCCUAGUGCUGUUGAAGACCUCUUCAAUAGUGAACAGUGUAAAAACAUCACAUCACAGACCCCAGACUUCUGGGUGAUGCUGCGAGCUGUCAAGGAGUUUGUUCACAAUGAAGGCAAUGGAAGCCUACCUGUACGGGGAACCAUCCCGGAUAUGAUCGCAGACUCUCAGAAGUUUAUCAACCUUCAAAAUGUUUACAGGGAAAAGGCCAUGCAGGAUGCAGUGGCUGUUUUAAAGCAUGUAGAAUGUCUAUUGCAGUCUGUUGGAAAGCCACCAGAGAGCAUCUCUGAAAAGGACAUCAAACUGUUCUGUAAGAAUGCAUCUUUUUUGAGGGUGGUGCGCUGCAGAUCUCUCACUGAAGAAUAUAGUGUGGAUUCAGUAAAUAAAGAUGAAAUCACCUCGUGCAUGGACAGUCCAGAUAGCGAGAUGGUCUUCUACCUCAUGCUUCGUGCUGUUGAUCGCUUCUAUCAGCAGCACUCCCGCUACCCAGGAGUUUACAACUACCAGGUUGAGGAAGACAUCAGCAAACUGAAGCUCUGUGUAAAUGGCCUACUGCAGGAGUACAGCCUCAACGUCAACAUUAAAGACGACUAUAUUCAUGAGUUCUGUCGAUACGGUGCUGCAGAGCCACACACAGUUGCAGCAUUUCUGGGAGGAUCAGCUGCUCAAGAGGCCAUCAAGAUCAUCAGCCACCAGUUUGUGCCAUUUAGCAACACUUUCAUUUACAAUGCAAUGUCACAGACCUCUGCCACCUUACAAUUGUGAAUUCAGUUACAGAUCUUGAGUUUUCACAGAAAUGUCAGAGAAGUAGGGAAGAAUGAAAAUGAAGAGUGAAAGAACCAUUUACUGUACCGGCUGGUUUUAGUUAAUCCAAACUACACUGCACCUGCGGUUUUGAAAGAGGGAGGAAAGAUUGGAGUUUUAUCACCUUUGAAUGGGAUUACUACAUAAAUAUGUGCACUUAAACCUAAAAUAUUUCUUAAAGAGAUCAAAAGUCAGGGCUCUAUAGGCUAAAUGUUCUGAUGAUCAUAAAGCCUUGCCUUCUUCUCAAAAGUUCUAGAAGGGGAAUGAAUCAGGGUGGCACUCAGAGGAUUUCUUUGACUGUUUUUUUUGUGUUCAGGAGAUGUCAUUAAACAAAGCUGGAAAUGAAACUAGCAGAUUCAAAACCCCUGUAGUAUCGUGUAGUAUUUUCAUCUGUGAAACUCCACAUUUAUGGAUGAUAUAUUACAGUGUAGCAGCACUUUGUAUACUUUAGUCACAACUGUCUCUUAUUAUAUUGUGUUUGAACAAGGUGGGAUAUAUUUGGUUAAAAUGAAAACAUAUGUAGUGUUUUAACUCAUGUGUUGCUAUAAAAACUUUCAACAUUUUA